AUGGCGGGCCUAUCUCUACAGAGCUUUGGGCUCGUGCCUAUGGAUGAAGAUAUCGCCCCCGAGUUCCGCAGACAUCCAAGCGCUCAUGACGGGCCAAGCCCAGUCAACUAUGCCGUCCUCCAAGAUGGAGACGUCGCAGACGCCGACUCCGAUGUCGAGGACCUAGAGCAAGACAUCGAAAAGCUCAACGUCUCCGUCCGAGCCUUCCUCGCCUCCCAAAACGGCGUAGCCCCCCGCCCAAAAUCCCCCCAAGCAGGACGCUCCGCCCCCCGCGGCCCGCGAAAAGCCGUCGAACCCCGCGGCGACAUCAAGGCGAGGCUCUUCAAGGCCAAUAGGGCCUUUAUGAUGGGCAACUACCAAGAGGCCAAAGACCUCGUCUUCGAAGUGAUCCGGAUCAACGCCGAGACGCACCAGGCGUGGACGACGCUUUCGUCCAUCUUCCGCGAGGAGGGUCAGGUGGACAGGGCGCUCAUGUCCAUGGUGUACGCGGCGCAUUUGAGGCCCAAGGAUGUGCAGGAGUGGCUUAAGUGCGCUUCUUUUGCUCUUGAGGUCGCUGAGGAGAACCGUGGGGUUGAUUUGAAUACGGCGCGCAUGUGUUAUUCUGCUGCUGUGAAUGCCGAUCCGAAGAAUAUGGAUGCGAGAGUCGGGAGGGCCAUCGCUUGUCAUCGGCUGGGUCAUAUUUCGCUCGCCAUUGCCGAUUACAAGUCCGUGUUGGCGCAGAGGCCGUUGGAUUUGGAGGUUAUUAGGAAGUUGGCGGAGGCGUGCAUGGAUUCGAAGAAUGUGGCCACGGCGGCUGCGGCGGCCGUUGAUGCGUAUGAUCUUUACUUUGGCCAUGUCGACGCCUUGCCGAUUACCUGGUAUGAUGUUGGCAUUUAUACCGAGCUGUUGGCUUAUGCUGGCCGGUACAGGGAUGCGAUUGCUAGGCUCAAGUCGUUGUCUCGUCGGCUUCUGGGCCGUGCGGAGGACAUGUUUUGGGAUCAGUUGGAGAUUGAUGAUAGGGAGUUUGACGAGGGCGAUGAGCGUCGGAUGGAGCUUCCCGAGUACGCGACCGCUGCUCAGCCGGGUCCGAUGGCGUAUGGACUUGGACUGCCAAGAGAUUUGCGUGUGCGUCUGGCUAUUUAUCGCCUUUCGGUCGAGGACUUUUCAGAGGCCUUGCAUCAUCUGAAGUACUUGGAUCCAUCCCGAGCGGACAUGGUGGCUGAUAUGGCUGCUUUUCCAUUCUUAAUCCGUGACCUCGCGGGUCAGCUUUUCGAACACGAGCUUAUAGCCGAAGCCCAGGCAUACUAUCAAUUCCUCCGUAGUCUCCCCGACGAGCCGGAUGCCCUGAUCCUCCUACAGCUGGGACGAUGCCACCUGCUGAAGGGAGAGUCAUCGGCCGCAGAGGAGUGUUUCCUUGCAGCGAUCGAGGCUGAUGUCGACAACAUCGACGCUCGUGUAGAGCUUGCUAAUCUCUACUCUACCGCCCACGAAGACGAGGAGGCUUUGAUUCUGGUCAACGAGGCCAUGACCUUGCAGGAGACACAAGCCGCCCUAGCCGGUGGUGCUGGCGCUGAUAGGGACAAGUUGAAGCCUGUCCCGCUCUCGCGGAGGUCGUACUACCUGCACCGGCCCAAGGGCGCCUCCGUCCGAUUCAAGGCCAAGCCGUCCGGAGUUAUCCCUACACGAUACCGCCCCAAGAGGCUGGUAGACCCGGACAUGAGGCGCCGAGAGGAGAUGGAAAGGGCCCAGCGGCUAUCGACGCAGUACCUCACGGUACAAGAUCUGAAGGCCAAGAUCCGCGAAGGGGACGAGGGUCUCGUCCCCGCGUGGAUGGCGGCUGCGAAGGAGCUCAUUGACGAUUUUAGGUCCUACCGCAAGUUUUACUCUUGGGAUAAGUACCUCAAGUUCUUGGGGCGGACGAAUGCUACUUUGCAGCAGCGCGAGGCCGGGCAGCUCUCGAAUCUGGAUGUGAUUGCAGAGCGCUUGUCAAAAGCUAUCAUCGUACCUCAAGCGCCUGACACCCAGGAUGGAGGUCUCCGCGAUACGAACUUUAAAGAAUACCAGGGUAUCUCCUUUGGGAACUGGCUUGAUUUGUUCCUUGACUACGCGCUUAGCCUUGCGGCGACGGGGCAGUAUGAGGAGUCGUACCGGGUGUGUGAGGCGGCUAAGGACUCUACGGUCUUUACUGUGUCGGAGGACAAUGUCUUUUUCAUCUACAUCACUUGGGGUACGUGCGCCAUCUACGCCGGCGACGAAGAAACCUGCGUCUCCAUCUCCCGCCAAAUCAUGCGCGACCACGUCCUCUCCUCCGACUCCUUCCGCCUCUUCUCCCUCCUCUGCAGGCUCUGCCAGAGUUCCAUCUCCUGGUACAGCUCGGGCCCCGCGCAAAAGUUCAUCCUCCGACAGAUCAAGGCCAUGGACGCCGCCGUUACAGCCUCGGGGAACGCGCCGGCGGGAGCUUCCGGCCAUACGCAUCUUGACGUGAGCCCGUUGAUGCUUUACGGGCAUAUUCUUUUUACGUCUACAAGCUACGUCUACGCCAUCCACUACUUCCUUCGCGCCCGCUCUCUCGACCCCUCCAACCCCGUCAUAAACCUAAGCCUAGGCCUAGGCUACAUCCACUACGGCCUCAAACGCCAAGCAGUAAACCGCCAAUACCUCAUCCUCCAAGGCCUCGCCUUCCUCCUAGACUACUACUCCAGCCUCGGCCCGCACCGCUCCGACGAGGCGAACUACGGCCUCGGCAGGACUUUCCAGCUCCUGGGACUUCAGCACCUCGCUCUCGACUACUAUCGGAAGGUACCCCUCGAGGUCCUCGCGCCGCGGACAGCCGGUGAAAUGCUUGAUGAAGGAGGUGAUGAGGUUGACGGUGUGACGGGGAGGAGCCAGCAUGAUGGCGGGAGGGUGGUGAAGAUGGCUGCGGCGUUUAAUAUGUGGGUUUCGUAUGUUCUGAGUAGGGAUCUGGAGGCUGCGAGGGAGGUGUUGAGGGCUCUUGUUUUGUAG
This is a messenger RNA of Scedosporium apiospermum, 2982 nucleotides long. RefSeq lists its product as uncharacterized. The record is from RefSeq and is a predicted model, not a curated record. Gene Ontology annotation, cellular component: transcription factor TFIIIC complex. Bases 1 to 2982 code for a protein of 993 amino acids. Gene Ontology annotation, biological process: transcription by RNA polymerase III. Gene Ontology annotation, molecular function: protein binding. The transcript is spliced from 6 exons. NCBI's taxonomy places the organism in Eukaryota, Fungi, Ascomycota, Sordariomycetes, Microascales, Microascaceae.